UAUCUUGUAACUGCGCCACUACAAACUAUAGACAUGUUAUCGCAGAUUGAGAAUGGAAUCUCACUGCGGCAGAAUGUAGCCGGCGGUCUAGUAUCCCGGUUGCGAAACGGAUGCACAGCGCGCAGAAUUUCUAAAUGACUCCACUCUAGUCUUUUAGGUCUCAAUCACGGUGGAUAGUGUAUUUAAAAAUCAGCACUCUUCCUUGUUUUCUUUUUUCAUCCUGACCACUUUCUUGAAUCUUAGUCUUCUACUAUGUCAUUGCCACCGCCGUCCUACGAUUCGUUUGACUAUCCGAUACCGGAUUAUUCUUCCGAGCCUAGGGCAAACGAGGAGAGACUCGUGUACCAGCAAAUACGCCAGUCGCAAGGCUCCGACACACGUCCAACUGGUGUCUUUGUCUCCCAGGAAGAGGGGAUCACUGUCGUUAUUAAUUACCAAGAAGACAAAACCCCUACUCCAGUCUUCGGUCGAAAAUCAAAUAUCGAAGGUACUCUACUAGUAGACGCACCUGAGUCUGUGUCAGAAGUCACCGUGAAGCUCACAGGUGUUAUAGAAACCGUCUCUCCCUCCACAGGAUGGUUAUCAGUGAAUAUCAUCGACCAAGCGCAUACGAUUUUUAAUUCGGGCGAUGACAUGCCAUCUCAGUCAAUUUGUCCAAGCUCUUUGCCGUUCUCAUGUCCGAUACCCAGCACCUUCCGGUAUAACGGCCAAGAAUAUCUUCUACCCCCCUCGUAUUAUGUACUAUUAGGAGAACAAAGGCAAGCAUACUAUGCGAAAUGUACAUACCAAUUUUCUGCGGAGAUUAUCAAGGCAAGGUCGCGUCGUACAGCCUUUCUAGGCAAAAGUAGAAAGCAUAAUACAUUUGUGCUCGAAAAUUCGCCUCGUUUACGUCCUCCUCGGCCUGUGAUAGAGCUUUCAUUAUUGACGACCAUCAAAGAACGUCCUGAGGAGUGGCGUCGGUUUUCGUACCAGAUAGUCCCGGGCCCCAAAUCUGGAAAAUAUCAUUCGGAGUCGCUGACAUGCCAGUUUUUUCUCCCAUCCGUUGGUAUAUUCGACAUCAGGGAUGCAAUCCCCUUCCAUGUUCAGAUUGUUGGAUCGAACAAUGGCUCCCUCGCCAAAUUGCAGUCAGUGUUACGCACGGAUAAACUCUUAUUCCGGGUUCAUUUAUUGAGGCAGGUGGCGAUCAAUAAGAACGGGAACAAGAGCGCAGUGCAUUUCCCUCUUGGAGAGGCAAAGCUUUCCCCGAUGCCUCCUGUUGAAGGUGCGCUAUCGUUGCCUGGUCAAGGGAAUCAACCAGGACAAAAACAAGAAAAUAUGAAUUGGGAAGGAAAAAUUCGUUGCGAACUUGAGGAGAAGCUCACCCCGAGUUUCAAUGCUGGGAUCGUCGCUAUCACGGAUUUUAUUGUUUUGGAGUUGUCCAAAUCGUACACAGGCCUUUUUAAACCGUUCAACCACGGGCAUCCUGUCAGACUGGUAUCAGAUGCAUAAUGAUGGAGAGAAAUACCGCUAGCAUGAUGCAACAGCGCAGAUAAAUAUUAUACUAUCUGCGAUGAUACGGACAGUCAAUUAUAUCACUCGAAAUCACUAUA
This is a messenger RNA of Lentinula edodes (shiitake mushroom), 1589 nucleotides long. RefSeq lists its product as uncharacterized. Bases 253 to 1488 code for a protein of 411 amino acids. Lineage: Eukaryota; Fungi; Basidiomycota; Agaricomycetes; Agaricales; Omphalotaceae. The record is from RefSeq and is a predicted model, not a curated record. The transcript is spliced from 6 exons.